AAGAGAAAACCCUCAGGAAUGGGAAAAGAAAACCACACAGAUGUAUCACAAUUCCUCCUACUGGGCCUCUCAGGUGAUCCUAAAUUUCAGCCUAUUCUCUUUGGCAUCUUUUUGUUUAUGUAUCUGGUCACAGUGCUUGGGAACCUGCUCAUCAUUCUGGCUGUCAGCUCUGACUCCCACCUCUACACUCCCAUGUAUUUCUUCCUUACCAACCUAUCCUUUGUUGACAUCUGUUUUACCUCUACCACUAUCCCAAAGAUGCUGGUGAACAUCCAAACAAAGAACAGAAAUAUCAGCUACAUACAGUGCCUCACUCAAGUAUAUUUUUUUAUGGUUUUUGCAGGAAUGGAUAAUUUCCCACUGACUGUAAUGGCCUUUGACCGAUUUGUGGCCAUCUGUCACCCCUUAAACUACACAGUCAUCAUGAACCCUCAGUUCUGUGGCUUCCUUGUUCUGAUGUGCUGGAUCAUCAUUUUACCAGUUUCCAUGCUUCAUAGCCUAUUAAUGAAACAACUGACCUUUUCCAUGGGCACAGAAAUUCCACAUUUCUUCUGUGAAUUAGCUCAGGUUCUUAGGGUAGCAAGCUCUGAUACUCUCAUUAAUAAUAUCUUGUUGUAUAUAGCUACUGCCUUAUUCUGCGUGUUUCCUGUCACUGGCAUCAUCUUCUCUUAUUCUCACAUUGUCUCUGCUUUAUUGAAGAUGUCUUCUGCAAUAAGCAAGUCUAAAGCCUUUUCAGCCUGUGGGUCUCACCUCUGUGUGGUGUGCUUAUUUUAUGGAACAGCACUUGGGGUUUACCUCAGUUCUGCUGGGACCCAUUCUUCUCAAGGAAGCACUGUAGCCUCAGUAAUGUACACUGUGGUCACCCCCAUGCUCAACCCCUUCAUCUACAGCCUGAGGAACAAAGAUGUGAUGGGGGCUCUGGUAAGACUCCUUAGAGCAGGUUCUUGUCCCUAA
This is a messenger RNA of Arvicola amphibius (Eurasian water vole), 954 nucleotides long. RefSeq names its product olfactory receptor 7D4-like. The coding region runs from base 19 to 954 and encodes 311 amino acids. Gene Ontology annotation, biological process: G protein-coupled receptor signaling pathway. The record is from RefSeq and is a predicted model, not a curated record. NCBI's taxonomy places the organism in Eukaryota, Metazoa, Chordata, Mammalia, Rodentia, Cricetidae. Gene Ontology annotation, molecular function: olfactory receptor activity; G protein-coupled receptor activity. The transcript has a single exon. Gene Ontology annotation, cellular component: membrane.